UGCUGCGGCUGCUGCUGCUUUCCCUCCUCACACAUCUUUGCCCGAGCUGGCAAGGGCUGCUGGCGAGGGUAGGGGGGGUGGGCCCGCCGCCGCGGGCUGGAGACCUCUGGCCGCCCCGAGGCUGCGGCAGGGCGGCAGAUGGGCGCGGCGUUGAGCGCGGCAGCGCCCGAGUUCUGCUGCGCUGGCGGGGAGCGCGACUCUGCCCAGGGGCCGCUGGGAGACCCAACGCAGCCGCAGCUCUCCUCGGCGGGCCCGCCCACGGGCGCCAGCUUCACCGCGGAACCCGUUUUGUGGGCCAAGUGUGGGAGCCCACCCGCGGCCCACCACUCCAACAGAUGCGCCGACUGCCGCCCCUCGGUGGCCUUCACCGAGCUCAGGCCGCCCGUCCACGCGCCCUCCGCGCCCAAGCGGCUGCCGGAGGCGCGGGCUGUGGGCCCAGAGGCGGCGACGGCAAAGCGGCCGCGGGCGCUGAGUGACGCCCUUCCGACGCGGCCCGGGCGUUCCGCAGGAAGCAGAGAGCCGCCGACAGCGCUCACUUCUGCCACGGCCGCCACGACCCUGGAGGCCUCGCCCGUGGAUGCUAUGUCGUCGAGCCCCUCGCCCGUCGACCUGUGCGCCCGCCUUGUGCGCUUGCUGCGCGAAGCGCAGCGCUCGGGCUCCCUGCGGACCGCCCUGCAGCAGACGAGUCAGUGCUUGUUCGCCUUGCGCGCGCGGAUGGUUUUGUUGCUGGUGCGGGCCUGCAGGUCGGGAGAGCUGCGGGCAGAGCUGGUGCGGCGGCUGGCCUUGGAGUCCAUGGGAAGCGCGGAGGCCGCGGAUGAGCGGCGCAGGGCCACGGAGACCGCAGCGACUCAGAUUCAGGCGGUGAACCGCGGACACGCCGUGCGGGAGCCUUGCCCUGCAAGGGACGUCACGUCGGUUGCCCGUCGUUCCAUAGCAUCAGCAGGGGAGCCUGAGCCGCAGGCGCCAGCGGCAAAGGAGGCAGCGGCGGUGGCACGGCAGAAGGCAGCGGCAGGCCCACCAGCAGAGCCCAUGGUGCAGGAAACGCUGGAGCACUGUGCGCCAGAGCCGCAGCUGGAGCCGCCACGGCAGAGGGCUGCAGCCAUGACAGCUGCGCUGGUCGACCGAACUGCCGACCCUUCUAUAAUGCCGUUGGAGCUUGUGCUUGGUCUCACCACCCCACCAUCAGUGCGAGCAGCUCGACCGCUGUGUGGCCCCAUGGCCAUGGCAGGGCGUGCCCAGCGGUCCCCCAGCCUCGCAGAGCUGUGCGGCGAGGUUUCGACCAGCACGGCUCGCAGCAUUUCCCUCGUGGCGACCGCGCCGCGCGUGUCUUUGGACGAGCCGCUGGAGCAGCCACAGCGCGAAGAUGAGGGCACUGCGCAAGAUGUGCUCGAACCCAGUCCAUCGGCGAGGGAGGUUGAGGUAGAUUUGCCUGUGCCAGAAGCUGUUCCUGCGGCGCGGGAGUCCGUGGCAGCCUUACCAGCAGAGGCAUUGGCAGAGGAAUCGACGGAGCAGUGUGCACCGGGAAGGGAGGCAGAGGCUUCUUGCGAAGCCCGUGCUUGUGCAAGCCGCAUACUGGGAAGCUCGGCAUCCAAGGCCGAGGGCCGCUUGGAAAGAUCGCGCGUGGUAGAACGCGUGUGCUCGGCCAGUGAGUCGCCAGAGGAACUCAAGGCACCGUCGGCUUCGGUGGAUGCUGCGAUGGCACCGCAGGUGUCCGUGGCAGCCCCAUCAGAGGAAUCCGUAGCAGAGGAAGCACGACGGCAAUAUGUUCCAGAACUAGAGGCAGAGCCGCUACAGCCAACAGCCACAGCCAAGCCGACGCCGCUGGGCGACCGAUUUGCAGACCAGUCCGCACCGUCAGGACUGGCGAUCAGCCUCGGCACCCCGCCAGCGAUGCGAUCCUCUCUGAUCGGAGCUCCCAUGCCGUGUGGCCCCAUGGCCAUGGCAGGGCGUGCCCAGCGGUCCCCCAGCCUCGCAGAGCUGUGCGGCGAGGUUUCGACCAGCACGGCUCGCAGCAUUUCCCUCGUGGCGACCGCGCCGCGCGUGUCUUUGGACGAGCCGCUGGAGCAGCCACGGCGCGAAGAUGAGGGCACUGCGCAAGAUGUGCUCGAGCCCAGUCCAUCGGCGAGGGAGGUUGAGGUAGAUUUGCCUGUGCCAGAAGCUGUUCCUGCGGCGCGGGAGUCAGUGAGCGCGGGCGGUUCGGCCAAAGCGUCGGUGAGCGCGCCUGAGCGCGGAGCUGCGCUGGAGGCCGCUGCGGCCAGAGCGUCGGCUGGUGGUCUUGGCUUGCAGUCGCCGCCCGCCGCAGAGGCCUUGCUGGCGCGCCACUCUUCGGAGGAGCCCCUCGAAGGCGGGCCGGCGGCUCUGCGUGCAGAGUGCCUGGGCAGCGGCCUUGCCCCUGGCACUGCCCCCAGCAUUGCCAGGGGAAAUAGCCUGGAGGCCUUUCUCGACGAGCCGCUGCAGGGGAAGGCCGAGGGCGGCUCGCAGCCCGCGGCGACGCCCAGCACGCGGGCAGGCGGCUCCCCCGUGGGCGACCUGGCCGGAAGGCCGAGCCUGGAUGAGGCUGCGGGCGCGCUGGCCGACGGGGAGGGCCUGUCUGCCAGCAGCGCGCAGGCUGCCGAGGCUCCCAAGCCUAGGGCGAGCCUGGCCGAGUUCCUGGACGAGACGAUGGACGGGGAGGUCCCGGCUGCCAGCAGCGCGCAGGUUGCCGAAGCGAAGGGAGCGGAGGCGACUGAUGCCGACGGCGAGGUUCCGAGGCCUCGGGCGAGCCUGGCCGAGUUUCAGGAUGAGCUGGCGGGCGCGCGGGCCAACGGUGAUGGCCCAGCUGCCAGCAGCGCGCAGGCUGCCGCGGCCCUGGGCGGGGACUCGACGGCAGCCGACGGUGAUGUUCCGAGGCCCAGGGCGGGCCUGGCCGAGUUCCUGGACGAGGCGGUGGGCGCGCGGGCCGUUUGGGAAACCCUCCGGGCAAAAACAACUGCUGCCGACGAAGGCUGCGGCGAGGCUGCGAGGGCGAGCCGGGCUACGUUCGCGGACGAGCCGGCCGACCAGCUUGGCAUCUCCGCAGGGUUACGCGGCGGCCUCCGCCUGGUGGCCACGCUUGGAGCCCAGGCCCGUCGCGCCAAGCAGAACGUCGAUGAGAAGAAGGCCAAGGAUGCGGCCGCAGCCGAGGAGCAAUCCAGGGCGGGAAGGGCGGCGCGCGCCGCUCACUUCGCCGGGGAGGGCGCAGAGGAUCUACGCCCGGCGAGGAGGACGCGGGGGCGCCUGGUGACUGCCGCCGCCGAGGCCCGCAAGACCACGAUGACCAUGUGCCAGAGCGGAGGGUCCGACCUGCUCACCCAGGCCAUCUCUGAUGGCAACAUGGAGCUGGUCAGGACGCUGCUAGAGCAGGGCCACGACCCCGACCCCGAGGUCGCCGACGGGAGCACCUCACUGCUGCUGUUUGCCUCUUCCAUUAACGAGCCGGACAUCGUGAAGCUCCUCGCAGAGUACGGUGCCGACGUCGACAAGGCCGACCAGAACGGCGUCACGCCGCUACUGGCCGCGGCGUGCAGCGACGCCGCGGACGCCGUGCAGGCGCUCUGCGAGCUGGGCGCGGAUGUGGACCGAGGGGACUCAGAGGGCUGGACGGCUCUCUACGCGGCCGGCUUCUGCGACUGCCUGGACGCCGUCGAGGAGCUUCUGGAUGCCGGCGCGGACGUGACGCUGAAGGCAAAGGAGGGAAUGAACCCGGCGGAGGCGGCCGCGCAAGAGGGCAACCAGAAGGUCCUCUGCACCCUCAACGAGGCGUUGGAGGUCCAGCGCGCCGAUGCCCUCAGGUGCUCGGAGGCUGGCGAGACUCCCUCGCAGGAUCGGGCGGGCCCAUGACCGGAUAAAUCGUUCCAGAGCGUUCCGGAACGCUCGCGCUCGCAGAGCGUUCUGGCACGAUCCGGAACAGCCGCGGCGCUUGAUACAUCCCCCAGAACCGCCGGAUCUGAGAGAUCCCCGAUGUAUCCGUAUCCGAUUAAGUCCCGGUCCUGGCUUCGUCUUGCAGGAGCGUCGGCAGAGGUGCUGGAGGCAGCACAGGCAUCGAACAGCGGCGGCACAGAAUACGUAUAAACUUUGGGAGCUUUGUGCGGAUCUCGUGGAUCGGCGCUGGACCCCCCUCCCUGGCGCGAGGGGCGCACCAGGGGCGGCGCUGGAGGCGCCGCCAGGGGGGCCCAGUGCCCAUCCAAGAAAUCCGCGUGGAGCUCCGAAAGUUUCUGCUCUGGGGGCUGGUCCUUCGAGUAAUGGAUCGACUACGUACAGCAUUGAUUUACCCCGAACUUCAUUUGUCUCGUCGAAUCCAUGGAAACUGCGUAGAUCUUUGAUAGAUUUACGACAUUUGUAUGUAUUCGCUAGUCGACUCGACGUGAAAGUUGGUCUUGGGCUAAAUCAGUUCUGCAGUCGAUCCCCUGCUCUGUUCUUUCUUCUCAGGCAGUCGAAGGCCCAGGGCCAGCUGAAAGGGGCCGGCACGCGCCUGUGGACCGCCGUGAGGGUGGCCAGGGCCCCGAGCGGGAGCUCGGUGGCCGAAGCCUCGCGGAGCUAGCCAGCCGCCGCCGCGCUAGUCUCUGGCCCGCCUCGGGCAGGAGCGCGGCGGGCACCGCCGCCAGGCAUCCUCAUCGCUCAGUAUCUCAGCUUUGGGGCUCAAGAGGGGUUCUGUCCAUCCCCGACCCUUGCCCAUGGUCGAUCUUGCGUGUGGCCGAAGAGCUUGGACGCGCCAAGCCGUUGCCCGCGCGGCCGUCGGGCCUUCAUCUUCUGCGACCCCUUCGCCGCGGGGGCCGUCUUUUCGGCCCAGAUCGUCCUGCUCGACGGUCUUGUCGCCCGGAAGCGGCCUCCGCAGGCCAACAUAGCGAUCAGCCUCCGCCUCGUUUUUUUUUGCUCCAGGCGUCGGAGGUCUACGCACUUUUUCCCACUCACUUGUGCCCUCGUGCUCCUUGGGCCGCCGGAGGAUGGAG
Molecule: messenger RNA, 4967 nt
Organism: Prorocentrum cordatum
Lineage: Eukaryota; Dinophyceae; Prorocentrales; Prorocentraceae
Source: the annotation of a GenBank genome assembly